CAGUACGUAAUCUUCUGACAAAUUCUCAGUAAUCCACACCAUACACUGUACGCUAUACACCCGUGUACUACUGAAUAUACAACAUCACCAGGAGAACAUGUUUGCUUCAAAGUUACAUGGCAAUCUCAAGACUGUCAGUAAGUUUGUUCAGUGUGGUUAUGCUGUGAGUGUACAGAGCCGGUUAGUCCAGUCAACCAGCGGAUCAAGGUCAUGUGUUACUAGUAAGGUGACUCAGACAUCAGCACAGUCCAGGCAGUCAGUUAGGUGGAGAUCAGAUCAGUCUGGUCGUCAAGCCACUACGGUACGUGAUGCCUAUGAUGCCAUUGAUUCAAUCUUUGAUAGCAUUGUGAAGUCACGCACUUUUCAACCCAGCUAUCUACUGUCACAAUGUUUUCUCAUUCAACGACAUGUUACUGAACUACGCUAUCCAAGCAAGGUUAGGGUUACCCUUCGGGCAUGCGCUCUUGUCAAUGAGGAGAACACUGAUGUGACAAAGCUUACAGAGUCUUUACUUAAUCAGCUAGCCAGCCUACCUCCUGAAAUCUGGCAAGAAGGCAAGAACCAACACAACCUGAGAUGGGCAGUGUACUGGGCCGCAGAGUGCCGAUGUUCAACUCCAGGAUUCACGAAGUUACUACAGCAGCAGCUUGAUGUCAUGUGCAUUGAGGAAUGUAGAGAUGUUGAUCAUUGUGCGCAUGCAUUGGUUAUGUUGAAUAUGCCUGAUCGUCACCUGGGCCAACACUUGAUGAAUCGCUACCUUACCAUCCAAAGUACAGGUGAUCCAAAGUAUCGUCAUACUGAAGUACUCUCACUACUUCUCUACUGUACACUGUGUGGUGUAGAGUGCAGUGCCUUGCUGGAGCUGAUCAGUGUUGAUCAACUUAUACAGAGUACCGAAUGCGAUUCUCGCCAUGUCCAACUGCUAUUUUUGCACAACACCCUUCCUGGUACUAACGACCAGCGGCUACAGAUAUUGGAAACAUGUUUGGUGCGGUUCCGAAAGGCUGUGGCAAGUCGGUAUUCAGGUCGAAUGCAUGAUAUGCUGUCAUACUUCAUUGGCUCAAAGUACACCACUGGCAUUUCUCUGGUUGAUGGUUUGCAAGUUCAAGCAUUCUGCAUAUUCAACCGAGACUAUGAACCAGUGGAGACUGACGCGUAUCCAGCUGAUGUAUACAACGGUGUAUCAGUAGAUAUGACAGCAGCCAGACGUCAUGGUUUCAGUGUUGUGGCAUGUAAGGGUGUGAGCGAUAUACGACUACUACGUCAUCCGGCUUGUGCACCUAACGUAUAUACCACUCUUGAGGCAUCGGCACUCAAAUCUCAAGGAUGCUAUAUUAUUCCGGUUGUACUCGAACAUGGCGCUCGGCACUCGCAGAGAAGCAGACACUUUAUCCCGGAUUUGCUGAUCAAUUAUCCGCAUCACAUUGGCGUGUUUAAAGACCUGUUGCCAGCCAAGCAGUGAUGAAUAUACACACUGAUGUCAUACUUAACACUAUGGUACCUCUGAACAGCAGAAUACUAUGCCGAAUACUAUGCCGAAUUGUGCAGGAAGUGUGUGAUAAUAUCAUGGGAGACUGGAAUAUGGUGUCCAUCUUGUGAUUUUUUAAAGUUAUUUUUUCUCCGAUUCCUUUCUUUUGCUGCUGACCAGAACACUGAGGAAGUUGGUGCUGCGUCUUGUUUCAUUCCACUCUAUUGGCUCAGUAACCGAGUAACUGAGUAACUGAGUAACUGAGUACAUUGGAUGUGAGAGGGUAAUGCUGCUAGUGCUAGUGCAGUAUGCAUGUUGAUUGUGUUUUUGAAAUCAAGGCAUUGUCGAAUUUUGUGUAUGUGUGGUACAUGGUGUAUGUGUGUAUGUAUGUGUGUGUGAUUACUUUACUUCCCAUUUCUUUUUUUCUGUUCUGAGUGCGUACAUAUUGUACGUUGAUAUUGUGAAUCCUCCACAUGUGUAUUUAGCUUCCAUUGUGCGUGAGUGUGUGUGCUUGUACAUCUACAUGUAUAUCCCAUGAAGUUCGUUUUUCUUUGUGUGGGCAUAUACGUUGAUAUUGUGAAUCCUCCACAUUUGUGUUGUUCCUUCCAUUGUCCAUACAACAUGUAGUACAUGUAGCGUCUGGAGUAGCCAGGAUCCUGAUUCUUGACUGAGCUAUGCAAAACACGUUAAAAAGGUGGUAGCGUCUGCCGUGAUCUGUGUGUGUAUGUGUGUAUGUAUGUAUGUAUGUGUGUG
Messenger RNA from Sycon ciliatum, 2221 nucleotides. RefSeq lists its product as uncharacterized. The record is from RefSeq and is a predicted model, not a curated record. Bases 98 to 1462 code for a protein of 454 amino acids. Lineage: Eukaryota; Metazoa; Porifera; Calcarea; Leucosolenida; Sycettidae. The transcript is spliced from 4 exons.